Messenger RNA from Rhagoletis zephyria (snowberry fruit fly), 858 nucleotides. NCBI's taxonomy places the organism in Eukaryota, Metazoa, Arthropoda, Insecta, Diptera, Tephritidae. The record is from RefSeq and is a predicted model, not a curated record.
AUGUCCAACGCCGAGGUCACCUCCACGACGAUGUCCAUCAAGGACUUUGAGAUUGGCAAGCCGCUGGGCAAGGGCAAGUUCGGCCACGUCUACCUGGCUCGCACCCGCAAGGAGGAAUUUCUCGUCGCCCUCAAGGUGCUCCACAAGGCGCAGCUGAUCAAGGACGACAUGGCCCACCAGUUGCGACGGGAGAUCGAGAUUCAGGCGAACCUCAACCACAAGAACAUCCUCAAGAUGUACACCUACUUCUACGACGAGCAGCGAAUCUUCAUGGUGCUCGAGUACGCGCCACGGGGCGAGCUGUACAAGUCGCUCACCAAGGCUGGCCGUUUCGACGAGCCAAAGUCUUCAACUUAUGCCCUGCAAAUGGUAGACGCUCUGGAAUACUGCCACCAGAAUGACGUCAUCCACCGAGACAUCAAGCCGGAGAACAUACUCAUCGGCUACAACCACGAGCUAAAAAUCUCCGACUUUGGCUGGUCGGUGCACGCACCCUCCUCCAAGCGCAAGACACUGUGCGGCACCAUCGACUACCUGCCACCGGAAAUGCUGAACCACCAGACCUACGACAAGAACGUGGACCUGUGGUGCCUGGGUGUUCUCGUCUACGAGUUCCUCGUCGGAAAGCCGCCCUUCGAGUCGGCCGAAACGGCCACCACCUACCAGAAGAUCAAGGCCGUCGAGUUCGAGUACCCGGAUUAUGUUUCCUCUGAGGCUCGCGACUUCAUAUCGAAGCUACUGGUUUUCACCCCUUCUGAACGCAUGCCACUGGCCGUUGCUCGAGGCCACCCCUUCAUCACCAAGCACAACAGCAGUAACGACAACAACACCACCACCACCACCACCAACGGCAAUUAG